GGGGAGAUAAGAGGUUUAUGUUUAGAUUCCAUACAGACUGAAUCUCGCUCUCUCUCUUGAGACAUCGGGAAAGCUAAAACAUUUUUAUAUUCACUCUUAUAGCUGUCAGACAUCUAUUGUGGUGUAUAAAGACAAAAAAGAAACAUAUUGAUAAUAGGAUUGUCUGUGAAAGCUGAGGAGAUGCUGCUAAUGAAUGACGAUCAGCUGAAUGGCGUAAUCCAGAGUUGGAGAGACACUAAAGAAGAAGAUUUGAAACCUGAAGACUACCAACAGUUCAAGAAUUUUGGAUCUUUCUGUCUCACAGAGGGAGACAGUCAACAACUACUGGCAUUUCUUAGAGAUGAUUCGAAUCAGGAUAUUGUGAGGUAUAUGGGCUGUGUUCUUCUGGAUCCUCUUGUAAAUGAAGUCGUUAAAAGAAAAAAGAACCAUGACGACUGCCAGGCUGCAAUCACGCAUCUGACCAUGACUUGCAGCCCAGAAAAUGUCCUGCAUUGCUGGCUUAAAAUACUUGCAGACAUCGACCCAGGUGCCAUUUCUGAGAUUAUUAUAGCCAUUCUUCCACAUCUUCAAACAGUCCUGUUCAAGCUGGAUGAGAGGAAGGCAGUCAGUGUUGGUUUGGCUCUUUCUGCCCUACAAAAGCAGCUGUCCCGACUGCCUGUACCUUACACCGAGCAGCAGGAGGAAGACGAUGAGCUGGGUCUGUGUCGCUGCUGCACCGCCUUAGCGCUUUUUAUGGAGCCCUUUGUAGAGGAGGCCAAGAAGAAAGAUGAUCCCUGUGUAGGAGAGGACGACCUGAAGAUUGAGCUUUUGAAGUUCUGCAUGAAGAGCUUGAGAGAUCCUUUGCUUGAGGCUGACUUGAAUCGAGAAAGACAAUCCGCAUUGUGGCUCUUUGCAGUAGAGAUUACGGCCAUUCUCCAUGCCAUCAGAGAGUCUCUUUCAGAACUCAUAUUCUUCAGUUCUCUAAGGAAAAGCACUCUAAUGGACACCAGUGUGUUCAAGGAGUCCAGAGCGUGUCUGGCCUACCUUCUAUUUGUCCAGCUUUUAGCCAUGGACAGCUUUCCUGCAGUGUUCAGUCCUGUAUUUAUUCUACAGUGCAACAUGGAACACAUCAGUCAGCUCCUUAGUAGCAAAAAGGAAUCACAUUUGCUCAAAGGACUGGCACUGCUUGAGAAAAGCUUGGAGAAGGUGGAAGACGACUGUCUUCCAGUGGGUCUACUGGAACAGAAGAGCUUCCAUAGUUCACUGCAGAACCUGCAGUGUAUUCUUACUGACUGUCCAAUGCUGCAUUUGAGAAAAUCAGGACUGAAGAUUUUACAGCUAUUCAUCAAUAAGUUAGACCUUGAAGCAAGACACAAAUUCUUCAGGUACAUGUUAAAGACAAGCCACCAUGCAGGUCUAGAAAGUUAUAUAGUCAAUAACAUCAGAGGUCAAGUAGAAUUAUCCAUGAAGCAAGGAAAUGCCAACAAAUGGUUCUUGGGAAAUGAGCUCAUAUCAUUGCUGGAACUGGUACUGCGUUUACCAGAAUGUGCCGAGACAGAUUUGCUCACCAAUAUGGACAGGAUAAUGGAGAGCCUUAAUUUGCUGCGCUACAUGUUUCUCAGAGACAAAGAACUAAGGAGAAAUACGUUUGUAUGGGAUGAAUUGAUCAGGAUCAAAGAUGAAUACCUCAAACUGCUACGUGUGUGUAUCAGCAUGUCAAGAGCAUAUUAUUCUGCUGAACUGAAAGCUCUGAGGGAAGAUCAAAGGUUACAAGCAAAAGAAGCCAGAGAUGCUGCUAGAUCCAACAGAUUAAUAAAAAGCAUGACAGUGAAGCCAGAAAAAAUGGCCAAUAUGCCUCCAGAGGUCCAGCACCAGGUGUUGCAGAUUGCACUGGUGACAUUUGACCUCAUGGAGAGCCUUAUAAUCCGAAUUGAAGAGAUUGCAGAGAAAAAGUAGACAUUGUAAGAUCAAUUGUAUUAGUAAACAGUAUAUGAAAAAAUAUAAAGCAAGUGUUUUAAUUUUUAUUGUCAAAGGUAAAUGUGACAGCUGAAAAUAAACUGUGUUGAUACUAUAUGUUGAACUUUUACUUCUGCUUUUGUCAAGUAAAUACAAUGUUGUUUUGCUUCAUAGAAAAUAAAAGAUGCUGGACCACCUGAUGACCCUUACAAUAUGUUUCUUAGCAUUUCCCACACAGGACUGGUCUCAAUGAUGUGAACUCUGGCCAGGGACA
Menidia menidia (Atlantic silverside) is the source of this 2209-nucleotide messenger RNA. The record is from the annotation of a GenBank genome assembly. Lineage: Eukaryota; Metazoa; Chordata; Actinopteri; Atheriniformes; Atherinopsidae.